GGCUAAAGGCGCGUCUCGCGAGGCGCCGCGCGCUGCCGCUUCCUGCCCCCAAGAUGGCGGUGCCCGCGGAGGCGCCGGCGGCUGCUGAGGGACGGUUCCGCACGCGCGACGUGUUGGUGCCCGGCGGCCCCUCCGACUUCGGGUCGCUGCUGCUGUCGGCGCCGGUGCUGGCGGGGCUGGAGGCGGCUGGGUUCCACAGGCCGUCGCCGGUCCAGCUGAAGGCCAUCCCGCUGGGGCGCUGCGGCCUGGAUCUCAUCGUGCAGGCCAAGUCGGGCACUGGCAAAACCUGCGUGUUCUCCACCAUCGCCCUGGACGCGGUGCUGCUGGAGAGCCCCGCCACGCAGAUUUUGAUCCUGGCUCCUACACGAGAGAUUGCUGUGCAGAUUCAUGCUGUCAUCACAACUAUUGGAAUAAAAAUGGAAGGCUUAGAAUGCCAUGUCUUCAUUGGUGGGACUCCUUUGAACCAGGACAAAAUCAGACUAAAGAAGUGCCACAUCGCAGUUGGCUCCCCAGGUCGAAUAAAACAGCUCAUAGAGUUGGACUACUUGAAUACAGCCAGUAUUCGGCUUUUCAUUCUUGAUGAAGCAGACAAGCUUCUAGAAGAAGGCAGCUUCCAGGAACAAAUCAAUUGGAUUUACUCUUCACUACCAGUCAAUAAACAGAUGCUUGCUGUUUCAGCUACUUAUCCUGAGUCAUUAGCUAAUGCUUUGACCAGGUACAUGAGAGAGCCGACAUUUGUGAGGUUGAACCCUACUGAUCCAAGUCUCAUUGGGCUGAAGCAGUAUUACAAGAUUGUGAAUUCCCAUCCGCUUCCACAUAAAACAUUUGAGGAAAAAACCCAGCACCUACAGGAGCUGUUCAGCAAAAUUCCAUUUAAUCAAGCCUUAGUCUUCUCAAAUUUGCAUAGCAGGGCUCAACAUCUAGCUGAAAUACUGACAUGCAGAGGCUUUCCUGCUGAGUGCAUUUCAGGUAGCAUGAAUCAAAAUCAACGACUUGAUGCUAUGGCUAAAUUAAAGCAAUUCCACUGUAGAGUUCUGAUUUCCACAGACUUGACAUCUCGUGGAAUUGAUGCUGAAAAAGUGAAUCUAGUUGUCAACCUGGAUGUACCUGUAGACUGGGAAACGUACAUGCAUCGUAUUGGCAGAGCUGGGCGCUUUGGAACUUUAGGCUUAUCUGUGACAUACUGCUGCCGUGGAGAGGAAGAAAACACAAUGAUGAAAAUUGCUCAGAAAUGUAAUCUUCAGCUUCUUCCGCUACCAGAGCCUAUACCCCCUGGAAUGAUGGAUCAAUUUGAAGAUGGGGAGGUAGAAGUCAAACCUGUUGUACAUACAGGUGCUUCAGUGAAUUCUGACACUGUGUGUCUUAGACCAGAGGAACCAGUACUGCAGCCUGUCCAAAAUACUUUUUCAGAGGUACCUCAGCCUCUUUCUAAUCUUCCAGGUGGUAAUUCUUCUGUAGAAAGGCCAAAAAAGGCUCUAAAGCAAAAGCAGAUAAAAAAGUGCACAAAUUCUACAAAUACAGAAAAAGGUAGCAGAAAACCCCAAACUUCCAGUUGCCACAUAGAACAGAGGAGUCAAGUCAAAACUGUCUCCAGAAUGGAUGGGCAACAUAACAGUCAGUCUCCAGAUGAGGAGGCCUUAAAAAAAAAUCUUCCCAGAAUUCCAUGCUUGUCAUCUUUCAAAAGACAACAGAACAAUCCCUGGAACUUCUCAGAGUUUGUUGAAGACUAUGAGUAUUUCAUUAAAGAAGGGUUGGAGAGAGAGGUUGAAAUUUUAAGAAGCUAUUCAGGCCCAGGAGAACAGUGUGAGCUCCCCAGAAAUGGUGGUGUAGAGUGGAAAGAGGUGGAACAAAAUACAGAGAUGGUAGUAAAUGGUGUGUCUGGUGACAGUGAUGGUUCCUACAGUUCCAGGGCUUCCUCCAAGAGUAGGGAAAACAGCUCAUGCUUUGAAGCACUUUCAGACACACCGGAGAAGAAUGCUGUUCCCAUAGUGCGUCAGGGUCAUGCAGACUUCUGUUCUACACCAGACAAACCUCAGGAGCUAUCACAAGUCCCAAAGCAAAAUCGAGGGAAAAACAAAGUUCUGAAACAAAACGCUAAACAAAAGAAAAGCCAUAACCAUCAAUUCCCUAGUUCUUCCAUGAGAAAAACUGAAGACAACUGCUCCUGCAGCUCUUGGGAUGAUGGUGGUCCGUAUGAGGCAUGGAGUUACAAAAACUACUGGAAAUCUUACUAUCAAGCAUGGCAAAACUACUAUGCUGCAGUGGCUCACUACAGGAAAAGUUACAGUCACUUCAACUGGAUGAGUGCCUAUCACGUCAACUCAGUCUACCUUCAGGAACUGCUGAAAAGUGGUGACUGAUGUAAUGACACUGCUGUUGCGACAGGCUGGUUGGUACAAUGAAUGGACAUUAUCUGUGGCAAAAACUGCUAGUCUGCAAGUACAUGGACAAACAUAAACGGACGUUGUUAAAGACUGAAGAAAAAUCUUGUCUUUUUCAUAAGUGAGCUGUGUCUAGGUAAAUGUUUUUUACGUGCAUUCUGUUGAUGGUGUUGCAACAAGUUGUUAAUAAAAGGAAAUGAAAGACAGCCGGAUGUUCAGUUGCAAUAUUUAUAAUGCAAAGUAAACAAAGGAAGGUAAAAGGCAGACAUGUACAUGUGAGAAAUCUCAGUAAGGAGAAAAUACAAACUGGCCCCAGUUUUACUUGCUUGACUUGUCUUCUGUGUGACUUGUGGCUGAAGAUGAAUUCACUGUAAGACUGCGUAGUCUGUUUAUAGUUGGAGAUCAUUCCGUUUUCUGUAAUUCUGUUUAACACCAGGCACUGAUUAUAUACCAGUGGUAGAGUAAAACCUGCAUCUCCGUGCCUGUAUUGCUAAUUUAAAUCCUGUUAAUUAACUUUGUAUAAAUAACACUUCUACAGCUAGGUGUAUGGCAAGCUGUGCAGUAGAGGAUGGUUUAAUUAUGUAGAAAAUGGCAGCAAUCAUAAUUGGUCUGUCCCUCUGGGUGCAGCAAUAUCAGACUUGCCACACUUACAGGAAAGCUUUAAUUAGAAGUGAAAUUAGCUAUUAGUACUAAAACUAAUUGGUAUUUCCUGUUUGGGUUGCACUGCUUUGUAUGUAGCUGUCCUGAAGAAGGAGAAGAGGAGAGUAUUGGCUGGCUUAGGGUGUCAACCCUGGGUUGGCUCUGCGCUCAUUUUGAAACUUCAUCCUCUGGCUUUAAUAUGUUUGGGAUCCUAGAGGCAGAUUUCGUCAGCUAGUUUCUUUGAUUUCUCAAAGUUCAACAGAGCAAAUAUAGUCUUGUGUUUUGAGCAGAGCAAGGCUGGAUUUCCCUUAGUAAAAGCACUGCUUCCUACCUACUGUGAACCGUAGUUUGAAGGAGAGCUGCUGCUUUAAUUUGGUGAAAUGGAUGUCUUCAGGGAUGCUUGAUUGCUCACCUUCAGCAACUUUCAAAUUCAUUUUGAGAAAUAUGGUACGUUUUCACUUUGCUUACAUUGUCGCUUGCUGUUUGAGCGUUCUAAUGUUCUUGCAAAUUUCCCUGUGCAAAUCCUGUGGUGGCCCUGGCAGCACUUACGACCUUUCUGUGGAGUGGUUGGCCUAAACUUUAUACCGUGCAAUUCAGACUCUCUUCACUGUGCAGAAGAACUGUAAGAUUGGUUUAGCUCAUGAGCGGCACAGAAAUUUAGCGAGCCAGGACAGUGUCCUGCGCUGGGUGGGUUUGGGGUUUUCCUGCAGCUGGGGCAAUGGUGGCCUCUAGUGGGUGUCAGCCUUUACUGCAAGAGAGAAAGGGUCUGUGGGCGCUUCUCGUCAGCUCUAACUCGGUGGGUGUCAGAGGUCGCCGCAUAAGUAAUUUUAAUUUCUGCUUAAAGAAUUUUGAAAAUUUUAAAUCAUGCCUCCAAGUGACACUUUCGGAUAUGGUUAAUAUGAGCUCCGCUUUACUUGUUUGGUGGUUGAGACAAGCUGACCCUAUCUGCAGUACAGAAUACAAGACUUCGGCCUAAAUGGAAUUGCCGAGAUGAGAUUGCGCUUUUAAAGAAAGGCAUAAGAUGUGCUCUUUAAAUAUAAUAAAUAUCUUUUUAGGAGAAGUAUUUUUCUUCCUGUACUUUUUUCCUGCCUUACUCCCUUUGUGUCACAGCAAAUUCCUCCAGGGAGGGGUCUCUCCUAGAUUUUGUCUGCAUAGUUUGAAAAGGCCACGAUGAUACGAUUUUGUUUCCAAGAUGAAUUUUGUUGCAACUCUUAAUGUUCAAAAGGAGAAUACUGUAAGAGAUGCACUUGGAUAUCUGCAUUAUUGCUCUCCUGUAACAUCUGUCAUCUUGCUGUUCUCAUUAGUGGUUGCUUAAGUAAGAGUUAUUAGUAUUGAAAUGCAAAUCGAGUGGCUUAAGCCAACACCCAAAGUUCUCCAAAAGAACCUCCCAGACUUUUUUUAGAAGAAAUCUACAGCAUCAUCUUGGUAUUUGUGGCACAUACUCUGUUUAAUCCAGAUUGGAUACAUCAGGUACAGCAGUGGCACAAGACUCAAUACUGUAAAUGAUAUACAAGUUUCAACAUAUGCACUACAAUUCCAAAAGAAGACAACAGGAAACUUGGUUCUUCUAGAAAGUUGUUCUCAAAUGAAGCUACCUGCAGUUGUAUACAGUACAUUUUGUAUCUGUCCUCUGAUGUUUGUAAGCAAAGCCCAUUUAUAGUACGAAAAUAGAAAAUAAUAAGGUCGAGAGCUUCUUAUAACAUAAAACUUCUAAAGAAAACACCAUUGCAUUGGAAUGCCUUACUGAUUUAUCAAAAAUAUACCAUCACACGCA
Chroicocephalus ridibundus (black-headed gull) is the source of this 4794-nucleotide messenger RNA. It is a transcript of the gene DDX20, whose product is annotated as DEAD-box helicase 20. The transcript has 11 exons. Gene Ontology annotation, biological process: spliceosomal snRNP assembly. NCBI's taxonomy places the organism in Eukaryota, Metazoa, Chordata, Aves, Charadriiformes, Laridae. Gene Ontology annotation, molecular function: RNA helicase activity; ATP binding; RNA binding. The coding region runs from base 54 to 2360 and encodes 768 amino acids. The record is from RefSeq and is a predicted model, not a curated record. Gene Ontology annotation, cellular component: SMN complex.